AUGGCCACAAACACAAUCGCACAGCCCGUCACGACAUCCAGCAUGGAUCCGUCACGCCAAGGCGAUGCUAUGGAGAUGUCUUCUUUGAGCCAGAGUCCACUCAAUAGCGAUGAAAACACCGCACGAAAUGAAGAAGAGCCACCAGAACACGCCACGAGUGCAAUUCCUGAUGGCGGAUAUGGCUGGACAAUUGUCGCAUCAUGCUUCAUUCUCCUCUUUUGGAUAAACGGAUACACAACAGCCUGGGGAGUCUUGCAAGCUGCCAUUGUUCAAUCGCCUCGACUUCAUACUAACAUUCGAACCAUUACUUUCGUUGGAAGUUUGUACAUGGCCUGCAUGGUUGCGUUCGGCUUGAUAUCUGUCAGACUGUCAAGAGAGUAUGGCAUAAGAAUCACCAGUGUCAUAGCGACAAUCUUCUUCGGGGCCGGCUUGAUCAUCACGAGUUUCACCCUCGAGCACCUGGCUGGGCUUUUCUGCAUUGCUGGACUACUCGUCGGGUUGUCAACAUCACUGCUGUACACUGCGACAAACACCAUGCCCACUCAGUGGUUCAGCCGUAAACUCGGUACAGCCAAUGGAAUAGUCAAAGCUGGAGGUGGUGUUGGUGCAACUGUGCUUCCUCUGGCGACGCAAGCCAUGAUCGAUAAGGUUGGACUUCAAUGGACGUUUCGAAUUCUCGGUGCUUCGAUUCUUGUGACAGGAAUUCCAUGCGCGUUUCUCCUCACAGAGCUUAGGCGUGGUGGAACAACAUCGAGAUUUGACUGGUCACAGUUGAAGAGCAUGCCUUUUCUGACUCUCACCAUGUCAGGCGCCGUUGGUGUCUUUGCUCUAUUUGUGCCGCCAUUCUUCUUACCCGUGUUCGCGAGGUCGAUCGGCCUCUCUGCUUCAACAGGUGCAGGGCUUGUCGCGGGCUUCGGCGCAUCUACAGCUGUAGGUCGACUCUUUGGAGGCUGGAUCUGCGAUCACAUAGGUGCUUUCAACUCUCUAGCUCUUGCAGCUCUCAUUAAUAGCGUGUCUAUGCUAGCAAUCUGGCCCGUCAGUUCAUCGCUUCCGCCACUCUUCGCCUUCGCCAUCAUUAAUGGAUGCGCGAAUGGGAGCUUCUUUGUUGCACUGCCGACAGCUGUAGCUGCACUUGCGCCUGGAUCAGCUGCUGCGUCCAUUAGUCUCAUGACGUCAUUCUGGACACCAGGAUAUUUGAUGGGAGCGCCUUUGGCGGGGAUUCUGAUUGAUGCCGCGGGCGCAUCGGAGGCUUCGUCGAUUGAGCCGUAUAGAGCGGCCAUCUUUUAUGCGGCGGGUGUCGGGUCUGCUGCAACGUUUCUGAUUGUUGUAUCAAGGCUUAUGUUGAGUCAGAAGUUGAUCAAGAGGGCCUUUUGUUUCUCUUCUAAGAGCGUCGCGUGGUCCAUUUUUGCAGUGCUCGAGUAUUUUGGUGGGCGAAGCUUUGGCGUGCUCGAGGCCUCCGAAUCACUGCCUCCACCACGUCUGACGCGUCCCGGUAGUUUCUUCAAUCCACAAGUCUGCUCCUCUUACUUUCAACUUCUCACUCGCACACUCGUGACACCUUUUCACCUAUCCAUGGAUACCAUCUUUUCUGGAACCUCCUUACCUUCAUCUCAAGUCAUGGGAAUGGCGUCUAAGAAGGAUUCUGCAGCAGACCCGACCAAGGCUUCCAACAUCAACUUGGGCUGCCAUAAUGAACCGACUACAAUCCUUUGCAUGGAGAUCGAGGAUAUUAUUGGAGAGUUGCCCUAG
Molecule: messenger RNA, 1749 nt
Organism: Fusarium mangiferae
Lineage: Eukaryota; Fungi; Ascomycota; Sordariomycetes; Hypocreales; Nectriaceae
Exons: 2
Coding region: 1-1749 (582 amino acids)
Biological process (GO): transmembrane transport
Cellular component (GO): fungal-type vacuole membrane
Molecular function (GO): transmembrane transporter activity
Source: RefSeq, a predicted model, not a curated record